AUGGGCGGCCUGCGGCUGCUGGCGGUAGCCCUCACGUGCAGCUGCUGGUGGCCGCAGGACGUCCAGGGCAAGACUCUGCGGGGCAGCUUCAGCAGCGCCGCGGCCCGCGACGCCCAGGGCCAGAGCAUCGGCCAUUUCGAGUUCCACGGUGACCAUGCUCUUCUGUGUGUCAGAAUCAACAACAUAGCAGUGGCUGUUGGCAAAGAAGCUAAGCUCUACCUGUUCCAAGCCCAGGAAUGGCUAAAGCUGCAGGAGAGCAACCCUGGUUACAGCUGCAGUGAGCGGCUAGCCAGAGCUCCCCUGACAGUGACAGUGAACCAGACUGAGCACAACCUCACAGUGUCCCAGCUGCCCGCUCCCCAGACGUGGCGUGUGUUCUAUGCAGACAAGUACACCUGCAGGGAUGACACGGAGAGUCCCCAGGUGGAAGAUAUCCCCUUUGAAAUGGUGCUCCUCAACCCGGACGCCGAAGGAAAUCCGCUGGAUCACUUUAGCGCCAGAGAAUCUGGGCUCCAUGAGUUCUUUUUUCUCCUAGUCCUCGUGUACUUUGUGACUGCGUGCAUCUAUGCACAGUCACUGUGGCAGGCUAUGAAGAAAGGAGGGCCCAUGCACACCAUCUUAAAGGUUCUCAGCACUGCGCUGCUGCUGCAAGCGGCCUCAGCCUUGGCUAACUACAUCCACUUCUCCAGGUACUCCAGGGACGGAAUAGGGGUGCCUCUCAUGGGGAGUCUGGCAGAAGUUUUUGACAUUGCCUCCCAAAUUCAGAUGCUGUACCUGCUUCUGAGCCUGUGCAUGGGCUGGACCAUAGUCCGAAUGAAGAAGUCUCAGAGCAGACCACUGCAGUGGGACUCCACCCCUGCGUCCACCGGCAUCGCUGUGUUCAUAGUUAUCACACAGAGCAUCUUGCUACUCUGGGAGCAGUUUGAAGACAGUACUCAGCACAGCUCCCAUUCGCACCACAGCCUAGCCGGCCUCUUGCUGAUCGUCUUACGAAUUUGCCUAGCGCUGUCACUGGGCUGUGGACUCUAUCAGAUCAUCACAAUGGAGAGGAGCACGCUCAAGAGAGAAUUCUACAUCACCUUUGCCAAAGGCUGCAUCCUGUGGUUCCUGUGCCAGCCAGCGCUCGCAUGCCUCGCUGUCCUUUUCAAUGACUACCAAAGAGAUAAGGUUAUUACAGUAGGUGUCAUCCUUUGCCAGGCUGUGUCCAUGGUCAUUCUGUACAGACUUUUCCUGUCCCACAGUCUUUACUGGGAGGUCUCCUCGCUCUCCUCAGUGACACUACCACUGACCAUCUCGUCUGCACACAAAGGGCGUCCUCAUUUCUGAUGCUUGAGCUUUGUUGAAAGAACAAAUGAGUGGAGAAGUGCAGUAGGAUCCAGCGCAGCGCCGUCUCGUGGGUCUCUGCUGUGCGAGCCGAGCUGUGCGAGCCCAUGCCAGCAGAGAGGAACACAUGCUCUGCGGUGGACGCAAACAGUGAGCUUCCAGGAAAGAGUGUUGUUUCGAGGUGACUGAAGCAGUUUCCACGUGGAAAUCAAUGUGAAACAAGCUGCUUAGGUUACAUGUGGGCCAGGUGGCCACACGUGGGGUCCCUCAUCAGUAGCAAACGCAGGCCUGAUAGUCUCACAGUGUUCACUUCAGCGAUGCUUGCCUGUGUGUGUCCAGCUAGCCCAGCUAUGAAAUCAGUGUCAUGUGCUGAUUUUAAAACUACUUCUUUUUAUGCUUUAAAGAACAUGCAUUUCAAAUUACAGUUUAAAGGACUUGAAAGUGAAAUCACUUCAGGAAAUAAAUAGAAAAUAUGUGAACAGUUAAAUGAAUUACCUUUUGUUUAUUCACGGGUGGAGUUAUUCUGCAAUUUCUUCUUGUUUUGUUGGCCUUGCCAGGUGUUGUCUUGACUGGGGAAGGAUUUUGGAUAAUGUGUGGAAGUUCAUGGAUACAUUACAUUGGUUGGAAGAACAGAGGGUUUUAAGUCUGAGGACGUGGGUAAGGGACAAGCAGGUUUUUGUGUUUAAAAAGAAAGAAUGAAAAAGUAGUAUGUGGUAUGGCACUGAAAUUUUAAUCCUGAGAUAAUUCAUUUCUCUUACGCUGAAUCCCCAAUCAUAAUUAAGCUGUAGACACAGAUUAAAUUAACAGAAGCAUUUCACAUGAAUGUUGGUUUCAGUCAUCAACUACCCAUGAAUUCCUGCCCAAGGAUACUUAAUCAGGAUUAAAUUUUCUAUGAAUAAUUGAAAAACAAAAUACUCACUGGAUUUGUUAUAAUCCAUGUUGGCACUGGAUUGUAAGUAGUUGCCAUCUUGAAUCCUUUGUAAUAAAGCCGUGUGUGUGUGUGUGUGUGUUUUGCCCCCAAAUUAAGUAUGCUAGUUCUCUAAAACAGUUCUCGAUUAAAGAACCACUAUAUAGCUGUCAGUGCUUGCUGUAUGCUGGUAUUUGUGAAGUUGUUUGAACCUUUUUGUUUACUUUUGACUAAUUUUAAAUAUUUUUAUCUGCUUACCAUAUUUUAAAGCAGGAAACGGUGCAAUGACCUGGUAAUUGUUUUUAAUGGAAGGGUUCAGGUAACGUAGCACAAUGGAGAAGAUCUGUGACUUUGUCUUUAGUUUUUUUCCUUGCCUGGAGUUUCAUUGAAAAUGAAAAUAUCCUGCUUCAUUUUAAGACAGAAAUAUGUUUGCAGUUGGCAAAAUGGCAAAGUAAUACAGUCCAGCCCAUGAUUAAAACAUUUCUACAAGUUACUGUAUGUUUUGUUCAAGUACACGUCAGUUAAGCAGAAACUACACAAAGAAACCCUGUCUUGAAAACUAAAACAAACAAACGAACCGAGGAGUGAAGCCUUUUCCUAAAGUCUGUGGUUUGGAAGCAGUGUGUGGGGAGUGGGAGAGCUCUGUGUCUCACAGAGAGCAGAGAACAUUGAACAAGCACAGGGCAUGGGCUCCACAUUGCCGCCUGCAACACUUCAACAGGGGGUUUGUUUUUAAUAUAUUCAGUUGCUAAGCAUUUAUAUUUUACUGUUAAGAGAUAUUACUAAGUCAAGAAAAAUAGUUGUUAAUGAAUGUUCAGAACUAUUACAUAACAGGUCCAAGGAGAAAAGAAUUUCAUGUCAUAAUAGUAUCUUGUUCUCUUUUCUUUAGUCAAUACUCUAAAUUACAUUCCAUCAGACAAUGCCUUGGAAGUUUUUAUGCUCUUUUUGUCUGUGGAUACCCCAUCCUGUGAAGAAGCACUUGUUUUUGCUUUUGUAUUUUGUUUUUUUAGAAAAUAGGAAGAUGUUUGAUUUUAUCGGCAUGUAUACUAAUAUAAAUGCCUACUGUACAUCAGACAUUUUAACCUCAGUGUGACUAAACAGACCACUCCUUGAACUGAGUGGGGAUAAAUAAAUGUUUCUCUGAA
Grammomys surdaster is the source of this 3375-nucleotide messenger RNA. It is a transcript of the gene Gpr180, whose product is annotated as G protein-coupled receptor 180. The coding region runs from base 1 to 1326 and encodes 441 amino acids. NCBI's taxonomy places the organism in Eukaryota, Metazoa, Chordata, Mammalia, Rodentia, Muridae. The transcript has 9 exons. The record is from RefSeq and is a predicted model, not a curated record. Gene Ontology annotation, biological process: response to pheromone; G protein-coupled receptor signaling pathway.